UAAUGCUGGAGGAGUCUGCACUGUUUCUUCAAAGAAUAUAGUUGCUUUUACACGCAUCACAACGAGACAAGAUGCUUACAGACAUCGCAUACCAGUCUGUACUGUGUGUGUAAUGGAUCUUAAUUGUCCAUAUGAGCCACAUGUGAUUCUGGAGUCAACAAACACUGUAAUUUCCCUGGUGUUCAACAGUGAAGGUUCUCAACUCCUUGUGGUGCUAAGCUUAGGAACAGUGCAGCUUUUCACCAAAGGCUCAGGUCUACAUGAGUGGCCCUCUACACAUACAUGUGAUUGGGAUGGUGAAGAUAUUCUCCACAUAAACUUCUUCCAUGGAGGAAUUAGGGCUAGUCUUCAAUCCAGCGAUGUGAAAGUGCAUUCCCCUUACACUGAAAAAAUUGUUGCACACUUACAUAAACCUACACUUGUAGACCAUGGCCAGUGUGCACAAAAUGGCUUCUUUGCUGUCUCUGCUUCAGGUCUAUUGCUUGUAUGUGUUUUAACACAUGAGGGAUGUGUCUUGGUGGAGAAAAAGGUUGUCUUGGGUCAAACACGGGAUAAUUUCACUGUUGCUACUGCUGCACUAGCACCAAGUGGACACAUCCAUGUAGCCACCUGGAAGCCUGAAAUGAUAAAGUGCUGGCGUGCAGAACUUAAGAUAACACACCAAGAUUGUGCUGGGGGAAAGGGUGACCUCAACAUUACUAUUGAAGCUGCUCAGUCUUUUUGUCCAUUCCGAUCAAGCACCACCUGGCAUAACUCUCAAAAAAGUGAAGGUCUAGUACAAGUGACAUGUCUGCACUACACAGAGGUAGAAGAUCCUAACAGUUUGUUGGUAGCACUCACUGUAGAGCGACCAGCUGAAGCAUCUCCUACGCAACAAGCAAAUAACACCUGUAGCACAGGCACAGUUUCUCAUCUUGUUCAGAAAUACCAGUUGCAGGAUCAGAUGCGUCCUCUUCUCAAGCUCUUUAAGCCAAAAUCUGAUUCAGCCGGAAUUUCAACAAAGGAAUGGGCUUGUGUUGGAGAAUGGGUUUCAAACAGCCAUGUGGUAGUUCUGGGAACUGCCCCUCGUCAUCUCUUACCAGGUCCACCAGGUGCUCAGCUUCCAUUUAUCAUCACUGCUGCCACUGCUGAUGCCUUCAUUUAUUCAAUCAACAGAGAUAACAUGCAACAGAUGAGCAGUCACAAUUUGCUGAAUAUUCGUGGUAGUGGUGAUGACAUUCCUGUCAGUAAACGUGUAUACCUUGAUCGACGUUUGGUCUCCCUAGCCCACACCUGGAGUGGAUUCUCUGUGCUGGCUAUGGAUACCUCAGGCUGUCUUCACUUCAUUACGCUUAUGAGACCAGCUGAUGUAGGUCCACAGUGGGCAAUAUCAGUAAUUCUGUUACUAGAAUUUGCAUUGGUUAGUGGCAAUGAUUGGUGGGACUUACUGGUAUCCACUCCUCCAACAUCCGUCCCUACACUAACAGAAAAACUCUCUGAGACCUUCCACCAGCAUUCUGCUCCUAUCAUUCAGCACCUUCAUACACGGUUUCUCGUCAUGAAAACAUCAAUGUUGAGACUACUUGGAAGUCAGCAGCAAAAAGCUAUAGAAGCACGACUACAAGCACAGCUGACUGCAACACAACAACUAUUUAGGUCCCUUCGGCCUGUUACUUGUGAUGUUGCUUCUGCAGAUAAAAAUAUAAGUGCAUCUGUACAGGGAUACCUAGAAAGCCGCUCUUCUCUUGAUAUUCUGGAUAUUGAGAAAUCAUUGGAUCACUUGUGCAGUUCAGUAAAUAUCAAGGACUGUCAAGUGGAUCCAGGACAGUUGCAGAACCUUCAACCAUUACUGCAGUUUGCAGCUGACCUCGCACUUUUUAUUCUUUUCAUGCUGGCCCAGAAUAGUAAGUUUGAGUUAGCACGAGACCCAAAAAUAGUUCAAAGUCUGCGAGAGCUGAUUUUUGUGGCAAGAUUAUGGCACCGUCAGAAUAAAUUAGUUCUUCCUCAAAUGUUCCACAAGACACAAUCUGUUGAUGUUUGGGCACAAAUCUAUAAGAUUUUGACAAGAUUGGCACAGAUUCUUCCUGCAGACCCAGAUUCUAAUUUAAUAGAUGAAUGUGUGCUACUGGAGACACAAGUAGUGUGUCGUGAGUUACCUCUGUAUGUUCCUGCUCGGGGAGUGCUAGCAGACAUGGUAUCAUCAGCACCAAUGCCACUUCAGUAUGAAUUUGGUCAAGUAGAGACAAGCAGCAUGAGUAGUGCUGGUGGGCAACCUCGUAUCCUGGAAGGAGCUUUACCACCAUUACAGAUGCUCGACCCUCUUCAUUACCAUUACAUUGCACCUCAAGAGCCAAAAUUCAACUGCACACGAUGUUGUAGCGUACGAGCUAGUUGGUGGGGAGAUUCAGAGAGUGCAUGGGACCAACAGUGGGCUUCCAACUGUAUUUGUUCUGGCCACUGGACACACCCUCCAGUUUCUCCAUCUAAAGCAGCAUAAUACAUUAGUAACCUUUGGAAUGUAAUGUUUAGUGUCAAAUAAUACUUAAAUUUAAGACCAGUUUUAGGAACACAACUUGAUUUUGUUAGAUCAUAUUGAUAUAUCUUCUUGUUGCAUUAUAGUAUUACACCUUAUUAAUAAUAUUAAUGUUUUGCUGGUACAAUAUAUCAGAGAAAGUAGAUUUUAGAACCAAUGUACAGUAUUACUAAUGACAUUAGGGUGGAAAAAUCAAUGUUUAAUUUUGAAUGAACAUUUAUUUAUUGUGUUGACUGAGGAACAGUAUUCUUAUGCCUCAGACCCUCAUGUAGUUAUUUCAUGAAGGGGCAUCUAGCACCACUAAGAAUUAAGAAACCAUACCAUGGGCGGGGUUAGAACCUGCGAUCAGAGAGUCUCAAAACUACAGACUGUCGCGUUAGCUAAUGUGACGGUCUGGAGUUUUGAGACUCUGAUCGCGGGCUCUAACCCCACCCGUGGUAUGGUUUGUUUGCAAUCAUGUCAUUACAAU
This is a messenger RNA of Cherax quadricarinatus, 2981 nucleotides long. NCBI's taxonomy places the organism in Eukaryota, Metazoa, Arthropoda, Malacostraca, Decapoda, Parastacidae. The record is from RefSeq and is a predicted model, not a curated record.